AUGCAGCCACGGAGAUAUGAGUUUGGCAGGGCGGAUGAAGCUACACACCCUGAUUCUAUGCGUGCCACCUUGUCUGAGUUCCUCUCUACCUUCAUUUUCGUCUUUGCUGGAGAAGGAUCUGUUCUUGCCCUUGAUAAGUUGUACCCUGAUAGAGCUUUAGGAGCGUCGAGAUUGACGGCGAUCGCACUGGCGCAUGCAUUUUCGCUCUUUGCUGCGGUAGCAUCCAGUAUGAACGUCUCUGGCGGUCAUAUUAACCCGGCUGUCACCUUUGGUGCUCUCGUGGGUGGCCGAGUUAGCGUCCUUCGUGCUGUCUACUAUUGGAUUGGUCAGUUGCUAGGUGCUGUUGUAGCCUCUGCCUUGUUGAGGCUUGCUACUGAUGGCUUGAGGCCAGUGGGAUUUGCGGUAGCACCAGGAGUUGGCAAUGGAAAUGCACUUGUAAUGGAAAUAGUGAUGACAUUUGGGUUGGUCUACACUGUUUAUGCAACAGCCAUUGAUCCAAAGAGGGGUAGUUUGGGGAUUAUAGCACCUCUGGCCAUUGCUUUCAUUGUUGGAGCUAAUGUCCUUGUUGGUGGGCCUUUUGAAGGAGCAUCCAUGAACCCAGCAAGGGCAUUUGGGCCUGCUUUAGUGGGCUGGAGGUGGAGGAACCAUUGGAUCUAUUGGUUAGGCCCAUUUAUUGGUGCAGCCAUAGCUGGAAUUAUUUAUGAGUUUGGACUCAUACAGGCUCAUGAUGAAGCUCCAGUUCAUACUCAUCAUCAGCCUUUGGCUCCAGAAGAUUACUAAA
Messenger RNA from Solanum stenotomum, 781 nucleotides. RefSeq names its product probable aquaporin TIP3-2. The transcript has 3 exons. Bases 1 to 780 code for a protein of 259 amino acids. Gene Ontology annotation, molecular function: water channel activity. NCBI's taxonomy places the organism in Eukaryota, Viridiplantae, Streptophyta, Magnoliopsida, Solanales, Solanaceae. The record is from RefSeq and is a predicted model, not a curated record. Gene Ontology annotation, biological process: transmembrane transport; water transport. Gene Ontology annotation, cellular component: membrane.